UCUCUCUCUCUCUCUCUCUCUCUGUGUUUCGGAUUUUACUUGUAUGGUGAAUGCUCACUGUUUCUUUAUCUUUUGAAAGUCGACAACGAGCCAUUGUCACUAUACCACGCUUGCUUGAGUGCAACUUCAAUGUCGAAGUUCAUGGCUGCUCCAAAUGCAAAUUUAAAUUCGAAUUCAAAUCCAAAUCCAAAUCCAAAUCCAAACAACUCCUUUGAGGUCGCUCAACCUCCAAACGACUCCAUAUCAAGCCUAAGUUUCAGUCCCAAGAGCAACAUUCUGGUCGCCACCUCCUGGGACAACCAGGUGCGAUGCUGGGAGAUACACCAGAGCGGAACAAAUCUUGUCAGUCAGCCCAAGGCAGCGAUAUCCCAUGACCAUCCGGUUUUGUGCUCAACUUGGAAAGAGGAUGGAACAACUGUGUUCUCUGGAGGUUGCGACAAGCAAGUGAAGAUGUGGGCUUUGGGUGGCCAACCAGUAACGGUUGCCAUGCAUGAUGCACCCAUUAAAGAGAUUGCUUGGAUCCCUGAGAUGAGCCUCUUAGUCACAGGAAGCUUGGACAAGACUAUGAAGUAUUGGGAUGUGAGGCAGCCAAAUCCAGUGCAUACACAACAACUACCUGAGCGCUGUUAUGCUCUAUCAGUGAGAUACCCUCUAAUGGUUGUUGGCACUGCAGACAGAAAUCUGAUUGUUUUUAACUUGCAGAACCCACAGACUGAAUUCAAGAGAAUUCUUUCGUCCCUAAAGUAUCAAACAAGGUGUGUUGCUGCAUUUCCUGAUCAGCAAGGAUUCUUGGUUGGCUCUAUUGAAGGGAGGGUUGGUGUACAACAUCUGGAUGAAAAACAAAAUGAUAAAAACUUUACCUUUAAGUGCCAUAGAGAGGGCACCAGGAUAUACUCAGUCAACUCUCUGAACUUCCAUCCAGUGCAUCACACAUUUACUACUGCUGGUUCUGAUGGUUCUUUCACUUUUUGGGAUAAGGAUAGCAAACAGAGACUAAAG
This is a messenger RNA of Prunus avium (sweet cherry), 999 nucleotides long. The record is from RefSeq and is a predicted model, not a curated record. Lineage: Eukaryota; Viridiplantae; Streptophyta; Magnoliopsida; Rosales; Rosaceae.